AUGCCUGACUACUUCUUUCAUGUCGCUGUUGAAUUAUUCACAGAUCCCACCCUCAAAGCGAAGCAAACUGACCAACACCAGCCUCCGACCCUGUCGUCCUUUUUCAGAGCCUUAAAGCCCUUCACGAACUCUGGAGGAAGACGCGAAUCCCGAGAUCCUCUUUUUGACCGCAAGAAAGAAUACCUCCUCUCGAGCCGUACUCGCCCACAACAACCAGCGCAGUCGGAACAGACCCCUCGUGACAUCUGCCACUCCGAUCCCAAGGAUCACCGUUUAGACACAAUCAUUCUUGAAAGUACAGAUAUGUCGGCAUUUUCUGGCGGGAAUGAGGAGGGUUCGGUCGCCAGCGAAAACAUAAUAGGAAAGGGGAUUGGUAGUGUGAUGUCGGGCCAUCACCUGAAAGGACGAUACGAACCCUUGGAAAGCCAUGAUAGCGCAGAUGGAUGGGGUAUUGUUCACCUCUACAGAGAUGCGGAAGAGACAGCAGGGCUAUACAAGGACUCGGUUUACCGGUCAAGCGACCUCUGGAGCGACGGCCUGCGCAACCCGCCGUCAGGGAAACCACACCCUCCACCAAAAGACGAGGAAUGCACAACUCUGUGCAUCCUUGCGGUUCCAUCAUACAUGACGCCUUCGGACUUCCUCUCGUGGGUUGGUGAGGAUACGAGAAGGGAAGUCAGCCAUUUCAGAAUGGUGCGCACCUCAAGAGCGAACCGCUACAUGGUCCUCAUGAAGUUUAGACACGGCAAGAAGGCAAGAGAGUGGCAGCAUGAAUGGAACGGUAAGGUUUUCAAUAGCAUGGAGCCAGAGACGUGUCACGUCGUGUUUCUUAAGUCGGUGGAAUUGAUUCAAACUUCAUCAUCCGCGGACCAGAGCAUGGGGCCCAGCUCACCUACGACAAGCUAUCCUCGCAUGUCCAAUGAUCCUUUCAUCCCAGCCUCUGCGACAACAAAGCCACUUGCACCACGAACCCCGUCGCUUGUGGAACUGCCUACUUGUCCGGUCUGCCUUGAACGCAUGGAUGAAACCACUGGGCUUUUGACCAUUCCUUGCCAACACGUUUUCCAUUGCACCUGCUUAGAGAAAUGGUCUGGCGGUGGCUGUCCUGUCUGUCGGUACACCCAUGACGACUUCUCAUCGCGACUAGCCUCAUCUAAAUUCAAGAGCAAAACAUCUGCAGGAGAGUACGAACCAUAUGAUGGCCCGCUAGAGUGUGAGGUCUGCCACGUGGAUACAAGCCUCUGGCAAUGUCUCAUAUGUGGGAAGAUUGGGUGCGGCAGGUACGAAGGCAAACACGCGUACGCACAUUUUGAAGAGAGUGGACACACAUUCAGUAUGGACCUCGAGAGCAAGCGGGUCUGGGACUAUGCGGGCGACGGCUAUGUUCAUCGAAUCAUCCAAGACGCCGCGAAACCAGGUGAGAAGUUGGUCGAACUUCCAGGCAGACAACGUGAGCCGACCGCUCUUCAGGGAGAGGAGGAUCUCGAGGUUGCAAAAAUGGACAAUAUUGCACUGGAGUACACACACUUGCUCACAAGCCAGCUGGAAAGUCAGAGGGUUUAUUUUGAGGAAGUCGUCCAGAGAGCUGUGGACAAAGCCUCAGAAGCAACCAAGAAAGCAGACAGAGCGAUAGAGGAGAGUCGCCUCGCUACUGAGAGACUUUCUACGCUGGAAAGCGAACAUGACUUUGUCGCCAAGGGUCUUGUCCCAGAGCUGGAAAAGGAAAAAGCACGACUCGAAAAACGAAGUGCCAAGUUUGAAGAGAUGGCCAGGACCAUCAACCAAAAAUACCAAGAAGAGAAAGCGUUGACAAAGUCGCUGAUGCAGAGGAUUGAGCACUACGAGACUUCACAGGAGACCCAAGUGGAAAAGCUGAAGCAGACAAUACAGAAACUGGAGGAAGAAAACGCCACAAAGGACUUGCUUAUGGAGGGGCUGAGAGACGAACACCGCGAUGCGAUGAUGCAGAUCUCCGCCCAGAGGAAGUUACAGGAGAUGGUGGAGAAGGGGGAGCUGGAGCAAGAGGAUCUGGAGGGCGCUGUCAUCGAGGCCGGGCCCGCUCCAGCUCCGAAGAGAAUCUUGCGCGGAGGGAAAGGAAGAAGAGACUUGAACAGUCCAAGCCAGCGCCUUAACAUUUCCAAAGACCUCCCUCAACAGCAGGCGGCAACCACCUCCAAACAACAAGUAUCCUCUGCCGCCAGAGAUACCCCUGAGGAAGCUCACUCUAUCUACAACGACAUUUUCGGCGAAAGUUCUCGAAGUCAGGACUGGGACGAAGAGAAAGCGAAGAAGAUCCUCGACGAGUGUAGGGCAAGACUGCUCGGGGAGGGUCUACUUGUCCCAUCAGCGCCGACUUCGACCUCCGCGCACGUCGAGACUGAAGGCAGUAGUGACGCCGAGCCUGACGGCGAGGAGGGCGGUGACGAAGCAGCAAAGCCCAAAGGGACUGCCACGAGGAAGAAGAAGGGGAAGAGAAAAGCCAAAAAGUGA
Messenger RNA from Fonsecaea pedrosoi CBS 271.37, 2490 nucleotides. RefSeq lists its product as uncharacterized. Gene Ontology annotation, cellular component: cytoplasm. Gene Ontology annotation, molecular function: zinc ion binding; ubiquitin protein ligase activity. Bases 1 to 2490 code for a protein of 829 amino acids. The transcript has 2 exons. Lineage: Eukaryota; Fungi; Ascomycota; Eurotiomycetes; Chaetothyriales; Herpotrichiellaceae. The record is from RefSeq and is a predicted model, not a curated record. Gene Ontology annotation, biological process: Ras protein signal transduction; protein ubiquitination.